Messenger RNA from Suillus subaureus, 930 nucleotides. RefSeq lists its product as uncharacterized. Lineage: Eukaryota; Fungi; Basidiomycota; Agaricomycetes; Boletales; Suillaceae. Bases 1 to 930 code for a protein of 309 amino acids. The record is from RefSeq and is a predicted model, not a curated record. The transcript has 7 exons.
AUGCCUUGGAUUUUUGGCAAGAAGCUACUCUUUGACCGGGCUGUGCAAAGCUUUUCAUUUCCGAAAGCCUAUCCUAUGUCUCGAGACAAUGAUGCAACACUUUCAUUUGAUCGUGCUCUUCUCGCUAGUGCUUCCAGGCACGACAACACCAUCAAGCUAUGGGCCUUCGAGUCCCGCCAACUCCUCGCCUCAUUCACUGACCAACGUGUCGACCUCUUGAUCUUCUCACCCAAGUCACAUCAGUCGGUUUACACCAACUGGGGUGAGACCAACAUAUGCGACCCUCCACCCGACAUCUUUUCCAAUAUCCGGUCUGCACAAGAGGCACAACCUGCAACUACUAGAAAUCCUGAUCUACUCAACUCCGAUGCAACGCGUCGUGCCUCGCGCCGUAAUCCAGCGGUAGUUCCCGUCCCCCGCACUCUCAGGCCUCCGCCUACGAUACGCCCAAAGCAACGCCUCAUUCGCUACCUCCACAAAAUUCUUCCUUUUCGCAGUCCUUCUGUUCGCAAGGAUGAGCCUCGUGAUCCUCUAGAUUUCCCUGCUACAUCGCCCCUACCUCGCUCCCUUUCCGCGCAAGUCAUAACACAGGGACGUUCAGACGCAGAUUUCCGCGAGAUUUCUCGAUCCAUACCACCACCGUUGACUAUCCAAUUCUCUCCUACCACAACCUUCAAAGCCCGACUACAUCACCUAUCAACUUGGUGGCCUGGUCAUUCAUCAUUGCCUAUUGUCUAUACUCCCCUCGCACAGGUUAAAGAGCACAACGCUGCAGCGGGUGCUCCCAAGAAGAAUGGGGACUUGAUACCCUACGAAGACCAUUUUCCCUCUGGUCCUCCUUCACCCUCACCUGAUUCACAGCAACCACCUGGAGCAGCGCCGAUUACCACCGGGGAGCAUGGAAGCGGUAGAUUGUGUGGGUGUUUCUAA